Molecule: messenger RNA, 944 nt
Organism: Ornithodoros turicata
Lineage: Eukaryota; Metazoa; Arthropoda; Arachnida; Ixodida; Argasidae
Gene: ND-30
Product: NADH dehydrogenase [ubiquinone] iron-sulfur protein 3, mitochondrial-like
Exons: 1
Coding region: 74-880 (268 amino acids)
Molecular function (GO): NADH dehydrogenase (ubiquinone) activity
Source: RefSeq, a predicted model, not a curated record
GCUAGACAGAUGUCACCGCUGUCGCACUGAACUCGUAUCGGCUUGAGUUGGCUUUAAUAAUCUCCGACGAACAAUGGCGUUGAUCUUCGGUAACCUCAAGAACCUUGCGAGGUUUGGAACUGCUCUGCAGCGUCCUGGAGCAAUAUCAUCGCUGAUUAACGCUAGAAAUCAAACGACCCAACCUUCAAAUACGCAGGAAACGCACCCUACGAUUCGAAAGCCUUUGGAAUUGCAACGACAGCAUCUGCAAGACUUUGGCCGAUAUGUUGCAGAAUGUAUGCCGAAAUACGUGCAGAAGGUCCAAAUCACGCAAGGGGACGAACUGGAAGUGAUGAUUGCACCUGAAGGCGUCUUACCCAUGUUGCAUUUCCUGAAGGACCAUCACAACGCACAGUUCACGAACAUCGUUGACAUCGCAGGAGUGGAUGUGCCAUCCCGAAAGAACAGGUUCGAAGUCGUUUACAGCCUGCUUUCCAUCCACUUCAACUCAAGGAUUCGAGUCAAGACCUACACGGACGAGGUGACAACGCUCGAUUCAGCCACGGAAGUUUUCAAAGGCGCCAACUGGUACGAGCGUGAGAUAUGGGACAUGUUCGGGGUCUUCUUUGCUAACCAUCCAGACCUCCGAAGGAUCCUCACAGAUUACGGGUUCGAAGGACACCCAUUCCGCAAAGACUUUCCCCUCAGCGGUUACGUCGAAGUCAGGUACGACGACGAAGUGAAGCGUGUGGUCGUCGAGCCCCUGGAAUUGGCCCAGGAGUUCCGCAAGUUCGACCUGGCAACGCCGUGGGAAACAUUCCCGAACUUCAGGGCGACAGAAGGCACAGAGGAACUUGCACUUCCCAGUGGGCAGGAAAAGCCGAAAGAAGAGAAAAAGUAGAAGGCAACAGUUUUUGUAACUUAUAGGUUUGGGCUAGAAUAAAUGUUCGGCGUGUAUAAACAUA